AUGGGCGAUGCGAGCGAUACGGACAUGGCGGAGCAGCACGAGGACACAGACGCCGACUAUCGCUACACGGAACAGCAAGAGGACACGGACGGCGACUAUCGCAGCACGGAACAGCACGAGAACACGAACUCCGACUAUCGCUACACGGAGCAGCACGAGAACACGAAUGCCGGCUAUACUCUUACACAUCAGCGCCGAGUUUACUACGACGCGGGUCCCGCCAGUGGCGAUCCGGAGCAGCGGCAGGUGUAUUACGACACGGACGAAUCGCUUGCAGCGAGCGACGGCGACGACGAGGAGAGCGUUCUGGGCGACGACGACUUCGGAUUCUCAUGGCGCCGACGAGGCAGCCAGCGAGGCGGUACCCGGUCGUUCCAAGACAACUCCGACGACGAUAAUGAUCUCCUGGAAGGCCCGGAGGACGUGAGCGCGCGGCAGGUGCGGCGAGGGCGGGACAUUCAGGGGAUCCCGUGGGAGCGGCUGCACCUGAGUCGGGAGAAGUACCGCGCGAUGCGGCUGCAGCAGUACAAGAACUACAAGAACCUCGACGCGUCCUCGAUUCUCCGUUUCAUUCAUCUCCUCCUCGUUUUGCACCUCUUCUCUUCCUCCGGUUUCCCUCCUCCUUCUCCCUCCCCAGCCCCGUUCUCUUCUCACCCCUUCUGCCUGCCUUACCCCGCAUCUUGCCUCACCCUCCACCCUCCACGAUAUGGCCAAGUCACACUCGGCCUCCUCAAUUUACCCCUCUUCUUUCUCCGUCCCCUCUUCUUCCUCCUCACCCCUUCCCCUCUCCCUCCCCUCUGGCUCCUUCUUUCCUGCCUUAUCCCCCGUCUUGCCUGUCAAUUCUCCCAGGAAGUGCAGCAGGUGACGACGGGCAGCAAUCUCUACGAGUUCACGCACAACACGCGCGCAGUCAAGUCCACCAUCGUGCACUUCCAGCUGCGCAACCUCGUGUGGGCCACGUCAGCGCAUGACGUGUACUCGCUGCACCACCACGUCAUCAACCACUUCUCGCCACUCACGCGCAACUCCACCCCGGUCCUGGACCUCGGAAACCCCCUCGUCGCCAGGCGCAACGCCCCCCCUCACGCGCACGCGCCCAUAGCAGGCGCGCGGGGCGCAGCGGGCGCAGGGGGCGCGGGGGGCGCGGGGGGUGCAGUAGGCAGGGGGGAUCAGCGCAGCGGAGUGCAGCUGGAGCCCUCUGCGAGGGCGAUUUACACGGGGGCCAUGCCCUCCGCUGGAGGCUCCGCUGCUGCUGGGAGAAGCAACAGCAGUAGCAGCGGUACAGAGGAGGGCAGAGCGGUGCUGGGGAGAGAGGCAGAGGGACUGGCGCUUUCUCAACAGCAGCAGCAGCAGCAGGAGGGGGUGUGGGAGGCGGUGGAUCGGGUACAAGUGAGCACCAUGUGCGUCAGACACGGGCUGCUCGUAGCAGGGGGCUUUCACGGGGAGAUGGUCUGCACCAGGCUCGGCACAGGCUCGGAAGCGGACGCAGGCUCGGGGUCGGAAGCAGGAGUGGCGUUCACAGGGCGGGUCUCCCGGGAUCAGAGUGCCAUCACGAACGCUGUUGAGAUCUUCAGAGCUAACAGUGGAGCACUGAGCGUGCUGACGUCCAACAACGACUGUGUGGUGAGGGACUUCGACGUCGCCACCUUCUCCAUCCUCUCCCGCCAUGCCUUCCCCUGGCCCGUCAAUGUUGUAGCACGCAUGCAGGGCCACGUGGACUACUCCUUCGCUACAGCCUGGCACCCGGGCGGCAACCUCUUUGCUACGGGCAACCAGGACACCACGUGCCGUGUGUGGGACCGCCGGCGACUUGACUCCUCCCUGUUCACGCUCAAGGGGCGCCUGGGGGCCAUUCGGUCACUCAGAUUCACUAGCGAUGGCAGGUUCAUGGCCAUGGCUGAGCCAGCAGACUUUGUGCAUGUAUUUGACACGAGCAGCGGGUUCACCCGAGCACAGGAGAUUGACAUAUUCGGCGAGAUUGCGGGCAUAUCGUUUUCCCCCGAUACAGAGGCGCUCUUUAUUGGCGUGGCAGAUCGCACAUACAGUAGUCUCCUGGAGUACAGCCGCGCACACUCGUACGCUUAUCUUGAUGCUUGCAUUUAA
Closterium sp. Naga37s-1 is the source of this 2103-nucleotide messenger RNA. The record is from the annotation of a GenBank genome assembly. Lineage: Eukaryota; Viridiplantae; Streptophyta; Zygnematophyceae; Desmidiales; Closteriaceae.